Messenger RNA from Solanum stenotomum, 1238 nucleotides. RefSeq names its product probable 2-oxoglutarate/Fe(II)-dependent dioxygenase. Lineage: Eukaryota; Viridiplantae; Streptophyta; Magnoliopsida; Solanales; Solanaceae. The transcript is spliced from 4 exons. The record is from RefSeq and is a predicted model, not a curated record. Bases 104 to 1126 code for a protein of 340 amino acids.
AUGUGACGAUGACUUUCCAAUCAAUAGUUAAAUUCUUUAAAAAUUAGAUGAAAACUUAUAAUAUAAUUUGGCCUCCAAAGAAAGAGCUUGAAACAGCAUAGCCAUGGAUACACCAGGAACAUAUGUAUGCCAUGAUCAAGAGGAACCAAUAGCUUCCAAUUUAUUACCUUCCAUGUUGUCUCAAAUUCCAGUAAUUGAUAUGGAAUUGUUGUUGGCUAAUGAUCAUUCACAACUUGACAAACUUCAUCUUGCUUGCAAAGAUUGGGGAUUCUUUCAGAUGAUGAAUCAUGGAGUGAGUUGUUUACUAAUAGAAAAAAUGAAGUUAGAAGUCCAACGAUUCUUCAAUCUACCUAUGGAAGAGAAGAAAAAGUUUGGCCAAAUUGAAGGAAGUAUGGAAGGAUAUGGACAGAUUUUAGUGUCAUGUGAUGAACAAAAUAUAAACAGCUGGAUAGGCAAACUUUACAUGGUCACUCUUCCUAUCCAUUUGAGAAAACCCCAAUUGUUUCCCAAUCUUCCCCUCUCAUUAAGAGACACCUUAGAAGAAUACUCAGCACAGCUGAAGGAACUUUCGGAGAAAAUAUUCGAUAUAAUGGGGAAAGCAUUAGGAAUGAAAGGAGAAGAUUUGAGUGAAGUUUUUGAUGGAGGAGAGCAAGCAAUGGCCAUGUAUUACUAUCCUAAGUGUCCUCAAGAAGAUGUUGUUAUGGGGCUAAACCCCCACACUGAUCUUGCUGGCUUGACCAUACUUUCUCAACUUAAUGACGUGGAAGGUCUUCAUAUCAAGAAAGAUGGUGCUUGGAUACCUAUUACACCUUUGCCAAAUGCCUUUGUUAUCAACGUUGGAGACAUGUUAGAGAUAGUGACGAAUGAAAUUUAUAAAGGUGUUGAACAUCGACCAGUUCUCAAUCCAAACAAGGAGAGACUAUCAAUUGCAACAUUUUUUAAACCAAAAAGGGACUAUUAUUUAAGUCCAGCAUCAAGCCUCAUCACUCCUCGAAAUCCUGUAAAAUUCAAGCAAAUUGGUACUGUUGCUGAUUACUUCAAAGGAUAUUUCAGUCAUCAACUUGUUGGAAAAUCAUACCUUGAUACAAUGAGAUUAAAUACCAAGGACGAAGAGAUCAAUACGUGAUUAAUGUAUUAACACUUUGAAUAAUUGCAUGAUUUUAAUUCGUUGAUACUAGAUUUGUUCCGAAAACCUUAAGCGUGUUUGUAUGUAAAUAAAAUUGCUGGUAAAGGUUGUA